AUGGCACUUAAUUUUAUUACAAAAGUCCUUGUGGCAAACAGAGGAGAAAUUGCAUGUAGGGUUAUGAAAACUGCCAGAAGGCUAGGAGUCUCGACUGUUGCUGUUUAUAGUGAAGCUGAUAGGAAUUCCCUUCACGUUUCUAUGGCUGACCAUGCAUUUUAUAUUGGAAAAGCUCCAUCAGCAGAAAGUUAUCUAAAUAAAUCUAGAAUCAUUGAUAUUGCCAAAUCCAACGGUGUCCAAGCAAUCCAUCCAGGCUAUGGCUUUCUAUCAGAAAACGCUGAAUUCGCACGAAUGUGUAAUGAAAAUGGUAUAAUCUUCAUUGGGCCACCUGCAAGUGCAAUUUUAGCUAUGGGCUCAAAGAGUGAGUCUAAAAAAAUUAUGAUAAAAGCUGGAGUUCCUGUCGUUCCUGGAUAUCACGAAGACUCACAAGAGGUGGAAAAACUUAAGCAAGAAGCUGACAAAAUAGGCUACCCUGUCUUAAUAAAAGCUGUUAUGGGCGGAGGUGGAAAAGGUAUGAAACUUGUAAAUAAUCCCAAUGAGUUUUACGAGCAGCUCGAAAGUGCCAAGAGAGAAGCCUUGAAAUCUUUUGGAGAUGAUAGGGUCAUCAUGGAAAAAUACAUCACAAGUCCAAGGCAUAUUGAAUUCCAAGUUUUUGCAGAUACACAUGGAAAUGCUGUACAUUUAUUUGAAAGGGACUGUUCAGUUCAAAGAAGACAUCAAAAAGUCAUUGAAGAAGCACCAUCAAUGAUAGAUGAAGAAAAGCGAAAAGACAUGGGAGAUAAAGCAACACAAGCUGCCCUUGCUGUAGGGUAUCAAGGAGCUGGGACUGUAGAGUUCAUAUUUGAUGAAGACACACAGAAGUUUUAUUUCAUGGAAAUGAACACGAGGCUACAAGUAGAACACCCUGUUACAGAAAUGAUAACGGGACUUGAUCUUGUAGAGUGGCAGUUCAAAAUUGCUUCAGGGUUGCCACUGCCGAAAACACAAAGUGAAAUUAAGAGAAGAGGACAUGCAGUUGAAGCUAGAAUUUAUGCUGAAAACCCUGCUAAUUCAUUUUUACCAACAUCAGGAAAACUAUUAUAUCUGCAAACACCUAAGCCUUCUGACCAAGUUAGAAUUGAUACUGGUGUCGUGCAAGGUGACGAUAUUUCUGUUUACUAUGACCCUCUAAUUGCAAAACUUAUAGUAUGGGGAGAAAACCGAGACCAAGCUUUAAAUAUCAUGCACCAUUCCUUAAAUGAUUACCACGUCUGUGGGCUUCCCACCAAUAUAGAGUUUUUAAGAACAUUGUGCCAACAUAAGAAUUUCAGGAAUUAUAAAUUCAACACAAACUUUAUUCCUUUACAUCAAAAAGAACUCCUUUCUUUUCCUUCAGCUUCAAAUAGAGAUCUAGCAAUGGCUUCUGUCUGCCUUUUGAUAAAGGAGCAAGCCAUUGCUGAUGAAACUGCAGAGAAAUUGCAAAGAAAAAGCUCACCAUGGUACAAAUUGCAUGAUUUCAGGGUGAAUUAUGAAGAAACAAGGAAUGUCAGCUUAAUUUCUGAUAAAGAGCACAAAGUAGCUAUAAAACCGACAAAAAGUGGGUUUGAUGUAAAUGUGGCGAAACAUCAGUUUAAUGUAAAAGGAAAACUAAUUGGAAAUAACACAUAUGAAUUAGAAACAGAAAAAGGAAUCGAAACAUGGAGAGUUUUGCAAAAUGAAGAAGACCUGUGGGUCAUAAAUAGCGAAGGAUCUGUUUUCGUCCUUAAAAUCAAACAAGAAGAAAUGGGAGAAAUAAAAGCACAGGAAUCAAGCAUUAGCCAUGUAAUUGCGCCAAUCCCAGGAAAAAUUAUCAAAAUUAUAGGAAAAGAAGGAGAAGAGGCCAAGGAAAAUUCAGUUUUAAUUGUUAUUGAGUCUAUGAAAAUGGAACACUCAAUUAAAGUGCCAAGAAAUGCAACAAUUAAAAAGGUCCAUAAAAAAGAAGGAGAUUUUGUGAAGGCUAAAGAAGUAAUAGUUUCGUUUGAAUAA
Blepharisma stoltei is the source of this 2004-nucleotide messenger RNA. Lineage: Eukaryota; Ciliophora; Heterotrichea; Heterotrichida; Blepharismidae. The record is from the annotation of a GenBank genome assembly.